AGUGUAAAGUAGCUCACUGUGAAGAUAUUGAAAAUCGGAAGCUUUCUGAUUCCAUAGCGCACAGUUUAUGACUAACGAAACAUGGUUUCUGUUAAUAUGAUAAGUGCUAAACUAUCAGACUUACAUGACAACAUUGCGAAAUUGUCUCAUGAAUUGGACCUUAAACGUAAGGAAAAGGAGUCUCAAAGAAGUUUUGUUAAAAAGCUUGACUCAGAAAUCAAAGAUAAACAUAGAUUUCUAGAUAGCUUAGAACAAAAGCGUGAACAGCAUGAAAAAACUAUCAGAGUUAAUACCGAGCGCCUAUGUGAGCUUCAAAAAUCAGCUGCUGAGUGUCAGAAAGCCCAUGAAUCUCUAGAAAAACGAUUAGAAAGUCAAGAACAAUCAAUUCGUUCUCUCGAAGAUGAAGUUAAUGAAGCACAAAGUCUUGCGAAGUCUUCAGCCCAUGUUUACGAUGAGACUCUUAAGUUACUACAAGAAAAAUUGGAGAUUUUGGAAAAAUAUGAUCGGAAAGAAGAAUCCCUUACCAAGACUAUCAAAGAGUUGAGAGAUGAAGCUAAUUUGCAUGGGAACAGACUACGUCGCAUUGAGACACAAGGAAACGAGGCAAAUAAACGCAUAGAAAUGCUGGAGGAAAAAAUCAGGGAACUGACAGAACAAAUUAAUUCCGUAAGUAACUCAUGUUUUUCUUAUUUACAAGGAGAUUUGGGGAGUCUAAUUUUGAAUUAAAAGUAGAACACCCAUAAAAAGCUUAUUAGUAAGAUUCUAUUUCAGCCUUCAUCUGCUGACAGCGUUAACUAAUGUAUAUAAGUGUUACUGUUUUGGCCUUUUUGCUGUUAAUAAUUUUUAGGAAAGCAUAUCCUUGUAUGGAUAUCUCAUGUGUACAAAAGGCAAGUGGUGAAUAGCAUUCGGGGCUAAUUUUUACUGUAAGGUAGUUUAUUUUUACUCAUCAACCAGGUACGUGUUCAUGUGCUUAACUAUCAACCACAUUGUGAUGACUAGCGAUACUGUCCGGUUUUUGGAUAUAAACUAGGUGGAUCGAGCUUCGGACCUGUGACUCAGUGGCUUAAAGUCAAACCACUGAUCCAUCGCUCCAUUUACAAAAGAAAAAGUCACAACCUGAUGUUUAUAGUCAUAGUUGCAAAUAAAAUACCAUCGUUUUCAGUCAUCUGGCUAAUUAAUUAUCGUUUUUACGACUAACGAAGGAAUAUCGCAAUGAUCUGCUUGUUUAUCAAUACUUUAUGCAAGUUUCAGUACGAACAACUGCAGAAAUGAAGGCUACUCAACGAGCUGUUCGUGCAGAAGAAGAAUCUGAAAAUCUAGCCGGUGAAUUAACAAUUCUAGAAGACGAAGCAAAUGAAUGGAAUGAGAAAUCAAGUAAUGUUCAAGAACAAAUUAACAUGGUUCGAAUCACUAUCAGUGAAGCUUAAUUAUCACUAUCUACUACUACUACUACUAUUGGAUAUAUAACUCGACCAUACUCUCUACGACAUCUUUUUGUUCCUAUGCGCUGUUGUUAGGACAUUUUAAUUGAUUUUUUUUAAGAGUUAAUUUAGUGUUUUUAUGAAUUUCGCUACUGAUUUUUUUUCCUAUUUCUUUCGUGCACAAUUUCAUAUCGUAUUUUUUCUUUCUGUCUCCAUUGAAUACUUAAUAUUAUUAUUAUUUCUAUUAUUAGAAAUGUAAUUCGGUGCACUCGGAAUAGUGUAUACACAUUCACAUUCCUUGAAUUAUAAGCGACUCAAUUCAUUUCAUUUAAGCAUCAUUAGUAUUGAUUCCAAUAUACACAUUUUUGGUCUUUUAUUUCUUUUCGAAAAAAAGAGGUGCUUUUUGCUUCGUUUGUUUGUUCGUUGUUUUUUUUUUUGCUUGUGAAAGAUUGUUUUCUUUGUCACUCCAUUUGUAUUCACAACAUUGUGUAUGCCUUUGUUCAAGUGACAAGUAAUGAAUCUAUUUAAACAAUAUUGAUAACAACAUAAAAUGAAGCUUAUAUUGAA
This is a messenger RNA of Schistosoma bovis, 1988 nucleotides long. Lineage: Eukaryota; Metazoa; Platyhelminthes; Trematoda; Strigeidida; Schistosomatidae. The record is from the annotation of a GenBank genome assembly.